AUGGCUUCUGCUUCGACCAGUCAACGUAAAUCACGCCUGUUUGAUGAACAGCCCGCGUUCAUCUAUGGUACCGCCUGGAAGAAAAGCCAAACGAAGAGAUUAAUAAAAGAAGCACUUGUCCAUGGGUUUCGUCGCGUCGACACAGCUGCACAGCCUCGGCAUUACCAAGAACCUUUAGUUGGGGAUGCGCUUCGUGAGGCGUUCGAGGAAGGUCUGGUGAAGCGAGAGGAGAUAUAUCUACAGACGAAAUACACCACUCCCGCUGGCCAAGAUCUGAGCAAUAUGCCCUACGACCCUGAAGCGCCAUUAGACGUUCAGAUACGCACAUCUGUCGCAUCCUCACUCAAGAAUUUGCGAUAUGGGCAGAAAUCGGAAGACGACUCAUACAUUGACUGCUUACUUCUUCAUUCGCCACUACCCACCAGUGAGCAAACACUGCAGGCUUGGCGGUUACUGGAGACUUAUGUGCCGCACAAGAUUCGUUCCCUCGGUAUCUCGAAUGUCACUCUUCCCAUCCUCCGAGAUCUGUGGCUACGUGCCAAGGUCAAGCCAGCAGUGGUGCAGAAUCGCUUCCACCCUGACACGUACCACGAUGUAGAGUUGCGUGAAUACUGCCGAUUGAGUGGCAUCAUGUAUCAGUCAUUCUGGACUUUGACCGGUAAUCCCGUUCUUCUCAAGUCAAAACCAGUUGCCGCUUUGGCCAAAGCGACGAAUGUUGAACUGCCCAUUGCGCUCUAUGCUCUCGUCAUGGAUCAAGGAAUUGUGGUGCUGAAUGGGUCGACUUCGACUGAACAUAUGCAGGCGGAUUUGGAGGGUAUUCGAAAGGUGCGCGAGUGGGCAGAGUCGAACCAGAAGAAGUUCGAGUACAUCAGGGACGACUUCUCUUAUUUAGUCGCAUGGUGA
Messenger RNA from Alternaria burnsii, 903 nucleotides. RefSeq lists its product as uncharacterized. Gene Ontology annotation, cellular component: cytosol. Lineage: Eukaryota; Fungi; Ascomycota; Dothideomycetes; Pleosporales; Pleosporaceae. The record is from RefSeq and is a predicted model, not a curated record. The transcript has 2 exons. Gene Ontology annotation, molecular function: aldose reductase (NADPH) activity. Bases 1 to 903 code for a protein of 300 amino acids.